AUGCCAACAGCCACAGGACAACCACUCAAGGAAGAUUUCGACACAGAUAUCGUUACGUUACCAAGAUUUCUUCUGGAAUCGCAAAAAUGUGCAAAAAAUGCCACCGGUGAUUUCACGUUGCUGCUGAGCGCAUUGCAGUUCGCCUUCAAGUUUAUAUCUCAGACCAUAAGAAGGGCAGAACUGGUUCAUCUGGUGGGUCUUUCAGGGAGCUCCAACUCGACGGGAGACGAGCAGAAGAAGCUUGACGUCCUAGGUGAUGAAAUAUUCAUCAAUGCGAUGAAAUCAAGUGGUAAUGUCAAAGUACUAGUUUCGGAGGAGCAAGAUGAUCUGAUCUUGUUUCCCACGACGACAGGCACAUACGCCGUGUGCUGCGACCCUAUCGAUGGCUCUUCCAAUCUGGAUGCAGGUGUGUCUGUUGGCACGAUUGUGUCUAUUUUCAAAUUGCAGCCAAAUUCUACCGGAACGAUUAAUGACGUGUUGAGAUCUGGCCUCGAAAUGGUUGGUGCGUGCUAUGCGAUGUACGGCUCGUCGACACAUCUGAUGCUAACUACAGGUCAAGGCGUCGACGGGUUCACGCUGGAUACAAGCAUCGGUGAGUUCAUACUUGUCUAUCCAGAUUUGCAGUUGCCAAGCCACCGAAACAUAUAUUCGAUAAAUGAAGGCAAUUCGUUUUAUUGGACUCCGUUGAUUCGGUCCUUCAUUGAGGAGCUUAAAAAGCCACAUGAGAAGGACAACGGCAAACCGUAUUCUGCCAGAUACGUUGGUUCCAUGGUAGCUGAUGUCCACCGGACUUUCCUUUACGGUGGUCUAUUCGCUUAUCCGGCUGAUAAUAAGUUACCCAACGGCAAGUUGAGACUCCUUUACGAAGCCUUCCCCAUGGCGUUCCUUGUCGAACAAGCUGGUGGUGUUGCCGUUAAUGAUGAGGGUAAGAGAAUACUAGAAAUUAUGCCAAACCAUAUUCACGAUCGGACGUCAAUUUGGAUGGGUUCCACAGAUGAAAUUAAUAAUUACUUAAGGCAUAUUGGUAAACCUGAGUUAUAG
Messenger RNA from Zygotorulaspora mrakii, 1041 nucleotides. It is a transcript of the gene FBP1, whose product is annotated as fructose 1,6-bisphosphate 1-phosphatase. NCBI's taxonomy places the organism in Eukaryota, Fungi, Ascomycota, Saccharomycetes, Saccharomycetales, Saccharomycetaceae. Gene Ontology annotation, molecular function: fructose 1,6-bisphosphate 1-phosphatase activity. Gene Ontology annotation, cellular component: cytoplasm; cytosol. The transcript has a single exon. Bases 1 to 1041 code for a protein of 346 amino acids. Gene Ontology annotation, biological process: gluconeogenesis; fructose metabolic process; sucrose biosynthetic process. The record is from RefSeq and is a predicted model, not a curated record.